Messenger RNA from Marchantia polymorpha subsp. ruderalis, 4793 nucleotides. Lineage: Eukaryota; Viridiplantae; Streptophyta; Marchantiopsida; Marchantiales; Marchantiaceae. The record is from the annotation of a GenBank genome assembly.
CUGUCGUCAAUUGGGUCCAGUCUCGAGGAUCAAUGCAGGUCCAAUUCGCGGAUCCCUGGAAAGCACCACACGAGCAUUCGACAGGAAACAGCAGCCGGAAACAAUCAUCGUGGCGGCUGGCCACUGGAAAUUCGUCAAAUCGCUGUCACGAAAGAGUGAAAUCAUCACGAAAAAACACGAACGAAGAAAUAACGAGAAAAUCGAGCCAUCGAAUCGCCGGGCGUGUACCGAAUUCGGAACGCUAGAAUUCAAGCGUCGGGCCAGAUUCUCGGAAGCAGGGGUAGAUCGUCCGCAGGCAGGGUAUCAGAUCAGUAUUAGGAUCAGAAGCAGAAGCAGGAUCAGGAGCAGGAGCAGGAGCAGGAGCAAGGAUCAGUCAUGGGCACGGCGGCAGCAGUAGCGGCAGCGGAUGCGCGGUGACGCGAGCGGAAGAGGAAAUUGCGACAGGCGGUAGCAAUCGAUCGACCUCGUGCGCGGGCAGGGUUUAGGGUUUCACAAAAUCUCCUCGAGGAUUCGAAUUGGGCGACCGCAAAUUCGACCCCGCGACGGUUUUUUCCGUUGCGCUGCGCAUGGCUCCGAUUCGAGUGUCGAGCGGGUGGCGGGCAUUGUGAGCCCACGGGCCAUCGCCAUCACCAUCAUCAUUACCAUCGCCAUCGUCAUCGUCGUUGAGGGUUCACCGGAUUUGGAUUUCCUGCCGCAGGUGGCGUGAGGAGAUCGGCCCUCAGGGCGAGGAUCGGGCGGGGAGGAGGGUCCAUGUAGAGGAGAGAGGGAGGGAGGGCAGCCGGAGAAUUUCUCAUGGUAAACGCGGUACAGGUAACGACUAAUCCGAUGUUUCGAGCAAUUCGAUUUCAGUCGCACCGCGGGCUCUUGCGCCGGCCCGAAUCGCGCGUCGGUCAAAAGUGGUCGAGGGGCGGGGCGGCGGCUCAGAAGAAGGAGGGCGACGCGACGCCCGAGGCUUGUUCGUCGUCGUCAUCGUCGUCGCUAGGAGGAGACAGGAGGUCGGUGCUUGAUGCGUUUCAGCGGUACUGGCCGGCCACGCAGUCGUCGAUCGCCGAUGCAAUUCCCCGAUGGAGGGAGAAACCCCGUGGCCCGCGAAGCGUCGUAGAUUCUCGCGUAGAGUUCGCAAUUUCGUCUCGUGAGCUUUCGUAUUAUGCUGCGCAGCCGUAUUCCGAUGACGAGUAUGAUUCUUCCGACAAUGCAGAGAUGUUGUUCGAUGUAGACAGCUGGAGGAGGAGGCUGAACCGCCUCCUCGCGAGCGAUCAUCAGGAGUUGAUUUCCCGCGACAAGAAGGACCGCCAAGAUUUCGCGCACUUGGGACCUUUGCUCCACGAGCUGGGUCUCUAUGGGCAAAUGUACUCGAAAAUCGUCGUCUUCAGCAAGCUUCCUCUGCCGAAUUACCGGCCGGACUUGGACGAGAAGCGCCCGCAGCGAUUGGUGAGCUUCAGUCCCCAUGUCAAAGAAUCCGUGGACUCAUGUCUUCAGAGGCAUCUCAUGCAGAAGAAGGAGUACCCGGGUUCGGAGUUUUCGAGCGACCGCAGCGAUGGGUUCGAGUCCGACCGAGAGAACAUGCAGCAGGGGGAGACUGAGCACUUUGGCACGAAGCGGAACAUCGCCAGGGUAGAGGAAUUGAUGAAGGAGGAGAGGCAGAAGCGGAAAAGCUUGCGGAUGCGGAACAGGCAGAGGAGCUGGCAGGAGCUACCCGAGGGCCAGAAAAUGCUCAGCUUCCGUCGGUCUCUGCCGGCAUACAGCGAGAGGGAGAAGCUGCUGGCCGCCGUGGCUGCGAAUCAAGUUCUCGUCGUCUCGGGCGAGACUGGUUGCGGAAAGACCACCCAAUUGCCCCAGUACAUUCUCGAGUCGGAGAUCGCUGCAGGGCGCGGUGCCGAGUGCAGUAUCAUCUGCACUCAGCCGAGGCGGAUUUCCGCAGUGUCGGUCGCGGAGCGAGUCGCAGCCGAGAGAGGGGAGGAGCUCGGGGAAUCUGUGGGUUAUCAAGUGCGUUUGGAGGGGAAGAGGGGAAGGGACACAAGGUUGCUGUAUUGCACGUCGGGGAUUUUGCUGCGGCGGCUGAUGAAUGACUCGGAGCUGAAAGGAGUCACUCACGUGCUCGUCGAUGAGAUACACGAGAGGGGAAUGAACGAAGAUUUUUUGCUGAUUGUUUUGAAGAACCUUCUCCAACGAAGACCUGAUCUCAAGUUGGUGCUCAUGAGUGCCACUCUUAACGCCGAGCUCUUCUCUUCAUUCUUCGAUGGAGCUCCCAUGCUUCACAUUCCGGGGUUCACUUAUCCCGUCGAGUCUUUUUUCCUCGAAGACGUUCUCAAGCAGACGGGCCACUUUCUGACGCCCAUGAAUCAGAUCGACGACUAUGGACAGGACAAGCAGUGGAAAAUGCAGAAACAAAUGCGAGGUAGGUCACGCAAGAAUCAAGUGAAUUCGAUAGCGGACGCAGCGUUAGCAGAGCAGGAUUACUCCGAUCUUCACUACAGGAUACGAGAUUCGUUAGCCUGCUGGAAUCCCGAGAGCCUGAAUUUCAACCUAAUUGAGAAACUUCUAGCGCACAUAUGCAAGCAGGACAAGGAGGGAGCUGUGCUGGUGUUCAUGACGGGGUGGGAAGAUAUUUCUGCUUUGAUGGAUCAGCUCAAGGAGCACCCUGUGUUGGGUGACACCGAGCAGGUCAUGCUUCUGGGUUGCCAUGGGUCGAUGCCGACGGCGGAGCAGAAGUUGAUCUUCAAUCCAGCGCCACCAGGCAUCCGGAAGAUAGUUCUAGCCACCAACAUGGCCGAGACAAGUAUCACCAUCAACGACGUGGUUUUUGUGGUGGAUUGUGGCAAGGCCAAAGAGACUUCCUAUGACGCUCUGAACAACACUCCGUGCCUUCUGCCUCAGUGGAUCUCUCAAGCUUCUGCUCGCCAGAGGAGGGGAAGGGCGGGAAGGGUCAAGCCCGGAGUUGCGUAUCAUCUAUAUCCCAAAGCCGUGCACGAUGCUCUGGAUCAGUAUCAGCUGCCGGAGCUGCUGCGGACGCCGUUGCAGUCUCUUUGUUUGCAGAUCAAGAGCCUGGGGCUCGGAAGCAUCGAAGAGUUUUUGGGCAAGGCUUUGCAGCCUCCGGAGCAGCGUGCGGUGCACAACGCCGUGCAGCUCUUGAAGACGAUCGGGGCGCUGGACGACAGGGAAAAUCUGACCGACUUGGGGCGCCACUUGUCGCAGCUGCCUGUAGAGCCCAGGCUGGGGAAGAUGCUACUCAUGGGCUCCAUCUUCCGGUGUUUGGAUCCGGUGCUGACCAUCGCCGCGGGGCUGACCACGAGAGACCCGUUUCUGAUGCCCAUGGAGAAGAAAGAACUGGCAGACGAAGCCAGAUUGAAGUUUGCUGGCGAGGAUUUUAGCGACCAUCUAGCUCUCGUACGAGCCUACGAUGGCUGGCAGGGGGCGAUGAAGCAAGGAAUGGCAGGCGAAUUCUGCUGGAAGAAUUUCCUCUCCUCGCAAACGCUGCAGUCCAUGUACUCGCUGCGCAAGCAAUUCGCUGGCUUGCUGUCAGACGCUGGCUUCGAAAUGAACCGUAGCAACGAGUUCAGCGGCGACUGGGACCUGGUGCGCGGAGUGAUUUGUGCAGGCCUUUUCCCCGGAGUAGCCUCGGCUGUGCAGAAGUCGAGGUCCGUCACCAUCAAAACCAAGGAGGAUGGGCAGGUGAACUUGCACCAGAACUCGGUCAACGGACGAGAGUCACGACUGAUUUACCCUUGGCUGGUCUUCAACGAGAAGGUCAAGACGUCGAGUGUCAACAUCCGGGAUUCAACUGGAAUAUCCGACUCCAUUCUCCUCCUGUUCGGGGGAGAGGUGAGGAAGGGUUACGAGCCGGGCCACCUUCUGAUGCAGGACGGGUUUCUGGAGUUUUUUAUGGAUAGAGAUUUGGCCACCAUGAUUUUGAUGCUGAGGGAAGAACUGGAUGAACUCAUCCAAAGGAAACUGGAGGAUCCGGAAAUGGACAUUCACGCCGAGGGCUACAAUCUGAUACAAGCAAUCCUCGAGCUUCUACAUGGGGACGAGUGUCAAGGCAAGUUCGUGUACGGUAGGAAGGUUGCCAGCCACAGCCAGAAAGACAAACCGGUGCAAGAACAGGAAGAGGACGUCAAAGGUCUUCUACAGCAGUUGGUUCAGCGAGGGGGCAAGGCGCCUCCCAAGUGGAAGACGAAGGCUCUCUCUCGUGGAGGAUUUCAGUCUACAGUCAUCGUCAGGAACAAGUCUUUCCUCGGCAAACCAGCAACCAGCAAAAAGCAAGCCGAGAAGAAUGCGAGCAAAGUGGCUCUGGAAUGGGUUCUGCACUCCGACGCUCCCAAGGGCAGACUUCUUGGCAAGAAAGACGGAAAUGCCGUCGCGAGUGCCCCCGAGGCUGCAUUAUCUCUAUUUAUGAAAUCGGAUGAAACGCUUAGAGGUGGCAAACGGUCGAAGAGAAAGUCGAAAGUCAGAAUAUCAACAUGAUAGGUCAGUUACAAGUAGCUUUGAAUUUCAUCAGUUUAGGACAUGACAGUCAAAUGUAAAUUUAGUGGCUGAAUCGGCCAAUCAAAACCAUACAGCGGGACCUUAUUUUUGUAGAGUAUGAGAACCUAGAACGUUUAUUAGUCGAUAUGUUGAGAAGAGUGUACGAAUACUGGAUGAAUUUUUCGGUAAAUUCAUUGUCCUGGUCAUGUCAGGGUAGGCGUAAUAACAAGGGCUGUUCACUUUGUACAGUCUGAAAGACUUUACCAGUUUAAACCGUGCGUGUAUUCCAACGCCGAUGGAACUCUCACGUAAUUAAUGUUCGCAGUACC